Molecule: messenger RNA, 4663 nt
Organism: Brienomyrus brachyistius
Lineage: Eukaryota; Metazoa; Chordata; Actinopteri; Osteoglossiformes; Mormyridae
Gene: gk
Product: glycerol kinase
Exons: 19
Coding region: 151-1863 (570 amino acids)
Biological process (GO): glycerol metabolic process; triglyceride metabolic process; glycerol-3-phosphate biosynthetic process
Cellular component (GO): mitochondrion
Molecular function (GO): glycerol kinase activity
Source: RefSeq, a predicted model, not a curated record
ACGCCCCUCCAGUCGGCAUUUCUGUUCAACGUCACAACUACGAGUCGCGCAUGCUUUACUGCUGCUUCUGGGGUUCUUUCAGAGGUGCCGGGCGUUCCGGGUAUAAAACACGCUGCUGUCCGGCCCUGAGCAUCGGAAGACGAAGCGUACAUGAAAGAUACUAUGGCAGCCUCUUCCGAUAGAAUCAUGCUUGGUCCUCUUGUGGCGGCCAUUGAUCAAGGUACCAGUUCUACGAGAUUCUUGGUGUUUAAUGCCAAGACAUCCGAGCUCCUCAGUCACCACCAGGUGGAGAUCAAGCAGAGUUUCCCAAAGGAAGGAUGGGUGGAGGAGGACCCCAAAGAAAUCCUUUGUUCUGUGUAUGAGUGCAUGGAGAGAACAUGCGAGAAGAUGACCCAGCUCAACAUCGACAUCUCCAACAUUAAAGCAAUUGGAGUGACCAAUCAGAGAGAGACCACGCUGAUCUGGGACAAGCUGACUGGAGAGCCUCUCUACAAUGCUAUUGUGUGGCUUGACCUGCGCACACAAUCUACUGUGGAGCGGCUCAUCAGCAAGACGCCUGGGAGGAACAAGAACCAUCUGAAGCAUAAGACAGGCCUUCCCAUCAGUACCUACUUCAGCGCGGUGAAACUCCGGUGGCUGUUGGACAAUGUCCCUGAAGUCCGAGAGGCUGUCCAAUCCAACAGGGCCAUGUUCGGCACUGUUGAUUCCUGGUUGAUCUGGAGCCUGACGGGGGGUAAGAGUGGGGGGGUUCACUGCACUGAUGUGACAAAUGCCAGCAGGACCAUGCUGUUCAACAUUCACACCAUGGACUGGGAUCCAGAGCUUUGUCAAUAUUUUGAUAUUCCAAUGGAGAUUCUGCCGAAAGUGAGAAGUUCCUCAGAAAUAUAUGGAUUGAUGAAAAUAAGCUCUAGUCUGAAAUCGGGCUCUCUCACUGGGGUGCCCAUAUCUGGGUGCCUGGGGGACCAGUCUGCCGCCCUGGUUGGGCAGAUGUGCUUCCAGGAUGGACAGGCCAAAAACACGUAUGGAACUGGUUGCUUCCUUCUCAGAAACACAGGCCUAAAGCCGGUGAUGUCAGACCAUGGCCUCCUGACGACGGUGGCCUACAAGCUGGGGAGAGAUAAGCCGGCCUGCUAUGCGCUUGAGGGUUCGGUGGCGAUAGCUGGGGCGGUGGUACAGUGGUUGAAGGAUAACCUGGGGAUUGUGCAGUCCUCCACGGAAAUAGAGAACCUGGCUGCCACUGUUGGGACCUCUUACGGCUGCUACUUCGUACCAGCGUUCUCUGGCUUAUACGCCCCCUACUGGGAGCCUAGUGCCCGGGGGAUCAUCUGCGGUCUGACCCAGUUCACUAACAAGAAUCACCUUGCCUUCGCCGCCCUGGAGGCUGUCUGCUUCCAGACGCGGGAGAUCUUGGAUGCGAUGAACCAGGACAGUGGCAUCCCGCUCACGCAGCUGCAGGUGGAUGGGGGCAUGACCUCCAACCGGCUGCUCAUGCAGCUCCAGGCUGAUAUCCUGUGCAUCCCUGUGGUGAAGCCCUCGAUGCCAGAGACGACCGCCCUUGGUGCCGCCAUGGCAGCUGGAGCAGCAGAGGGUGUUAGCGUGUGGAGCCUGAGGCCCGAGGACCUGAGUGCCGUCACCUCAGAGAAGUUCGAACCCCAGAUCAACCCUGAAGAGAGUGAGUUCCGCUACGCACGCUGGAAAAAGGCUGUGCAGAAGGCCAUGAACUGGGAGACCACAGAACCCAUCACUAACGGAAACGGUACAUGUGUGCGCCUGCCCCGUGGCCCCACACAGCCCACAAAAGCGCCACCGCCGUCCUUUCAAGGUGGACGUUCACGUAGAGCUCUGAGUGUGAUGUCCAUGUGAGCUGCAGGGGCUCCCAAACCUCUGCUGUGGUUUAACACUGUUGCUGUUUGUGUAUCUUCCAGGACAGUCACUUAACAUUUGUAAUAGAAUUUCUUUUUUAAUCUGUGAUUGAACACAAAGGGAUUCCACCCCUAACCCGAGUAUUAUUGUACCCUGACAUUGGUGUCUACUAGUGGUUGAAGGCUGUUACUGUUCAGUAGAUUUAAUGGCCACUGCGCUCCUGUUCAGGGUUUUAAUGUGUAGUAUAUUGUUCUUUUAAUAUUUGUUGCACUUAAAGGAAAAGUGUAAUUUCUGAAAAGCAGGACACGUGAAGGUGACAGGGGGUGCGAGUUAAACCCAGAGGCCAGAGGAUCAGUGCUGUUUUUAGUUUUUUUAUACAGGCGUACUCUCGCUUUCCUGCCUGGUAUCUCUACUGCCAGUGUCCCUUAAAUAGGCCUGGGGUCGACCCCAGAGGUCACACGUUUCAGUACAGGAGUGUGCAACCAUCCCAGAACCGCCCCCCUGGCACUCCUGCAGAACCCAACUCACCUCAUCACUUUCAGUGUUAAUCUUAAUUCUACACCACUCUUCAUAAUUUGUAAUUGAAUUGGAUGGAUUUAAUUUUCAUACAUUUUUUUUUGUAAUUGGAACAAAUUCACCAGAUUAUCCUAAUCGUUUGAAAUUCGACUCCCCUCUUGCAUUUAUUGAUUUUUCUUUGACUAAACUUGCCUUAACUUAAGCUCCAAUCACAUGUGUUCCAAGCCCCGCCCCCUGUCACUGGUCACAUGACAGGGCUGCUCUGUGUUUUCCAUUGUGUCCUGAACACUGUAUUUAUCAGUCCCACUGUCUCUUUCUCCUCUCUGUGUUGCGUCAAUCGGACCCGCGUUCUGGAUGGCCUGCAGGUGAAACUAGUAUCUUCAGUAGUGUCCCCAUGGGAUUUUACAUAUUGGGUAGCAUGUUUAUGUUAAUUGGAGCGAAAUACAUCACAGGUUAGUGUCUGUUUCCUGUAUGUCUGAGUUAUUUGUUCUUGUGAGCAGCAGCAGCAGUACACAGGAGUGUGAAUUUCAAGCGUCUGUAAAUGUACGAUGUCUGCGAGCUUUGCGAAUACGUGUGCUGUGUGCAUAUGACUACAAACGAUUAAGCCUGAGCCUGCAGACACACUCUUCACAGGCAUGGCCGUAGUUUUUUAAAGCCUCAUAAAGAGAUUCUGUAUCACUUGCGCACACAGACGCGCAGCGCUUGGCUUUGUUUGUCAAACUCAUGCAUGCAACUUCCUCCCAUCAUCUUGGGCAGAGCUGCUGUCACACUAAGACUGUCUGUCUGUGUUCCUCGACUGUAGUUGACCACUAUUGCUAAGGUCAGAGGGCACUAAUGUUUUGACUUUGGCUAAAAGGGGAUCACACUCUAUGGAAACGCCGAGCUGAUUCCUUUCUUUCCUCUUCCUUGUCACACUGCUGUAUGUGGGCUAUACACGUUUGCACUCAUCUCAUUCUCAUUGUCCUUCUCUUCCCGGCUGGCUACCACCUCCUGUUGUUCGUCGUUAAUCACUACAUUGUAACUUGCCAUAAAUAAGUGUUGUUGUGGCCUGAGACUAAUACUCUUUUUUUUAUUCCGGCUGUCUCACCUUGUCCACAAACAGGCCAACGUCCAUAGGUCCUCACCCACAAUGCAGUGCUGCAGAGUGAUGCAAAGGGGGCAGCCUGGUUAUCCGCUCUGCUCCCCCCUCACCAUGGGUCUGUAUGCCCCUGGGUGAGCUGUGUUUUCCCGGGGGAGGGGAAGCAUUCCCAGUUUACGGCCCAGCCGCCUGUUGGUCCCCGACAUCACCCUGCAGAUGGAACCACUGGGUCAUUUAAAUGUCCAUGUGAGGGCAUCUCCGAUAGAGCCGAUCGCAUCGCGUGGACACAAACCAGUCCGCUGCUGGGGACAUGGACACUGGUUAUAGUCUCAAACUGUGAUACGGAUUUGUGUACAAUAGGCACCGUUUGUGUUGGGGGGGGUGUUUUUGCUAUUAACAUUAUGACCAAGCUGGUAUAGUCUGCUGACUUGGGUGGGGAUUGGAAAUUGAAAGUGGAACUUAAGUGUAACCGGGGGGGGGGGAAGUAAACCUUCCCAGUACUUUUGUACAGUUUUACAUGAAAUGUUUAUGCACAGGGUGAAUCCCUGCUGCAGCCGUCGCUGUGUUGGGCUGUUAAACACCGUUUAAUGGGGCUAAUUAGUGGCUCAAGCACUGUGGCUCUCGUAAAGCAACACAACACUGUAUGAAAGCGCACAUGAAUAAAUCUGGGUAUUUAUAUUAGACCUGAAGUCUUUUAAUGUUGUUAUAAUUAUAAUGGCUGACUGCUAGAAAUCUUUGAUCAUGGUCUUUCCCUGGCUCUGUAAUACCUUGUCAGUGUUGUACACUUGUAUAAUUGUAUAUGGUGUCUCUGUAUUUACUGUAUAAUUUUAUCAUUGCAAACAGAAAUGCUGUCCUCUACAUAGCACUCAGUGUCAAAGGAGUUUGUUUAGAAAAUGAUUGAGUUUGUCAUUCAUCUGUGAUUUUGAUUCUAAGGUUGAUCUGUCUUCUUCCUUUGUCCCUCUGAAUGGCAGUUAGCAUUUUGCUAACAUACAAAGAACGGUUUUGUUACUGACAAGCUUCAUUUGUGGUCCUGUCCAGCUGUCAUUCUGAACCCUUGAGUCCUGUUGAGGCUGUGCUUCCCACAAGUGUCCUAGUUCACCUUUACAGGAGCACACAUUUUUGUGACACUUUUUUUGCAGUGGUGGCAUUUUUCCAUUAUGUGUAACAUAUGUGCAGUAACAAUGUAAUUAAAUGAGGAGAAACAUU